This is a messenger RNA of Sturnus vulgaris (Common starling), 3587 nucleotides long. NCBI's taxonomy places the organism in Eukaryota, Metazoa, Chordata, Aves, Passeriformes, Sturnidae. The record is from RefSeq and is a predicted model, not a curated record.
AUGGGGCGGACGGGCCCCCCAGGUGACCCCGGCCCUGCUGGCAUCCCCGGUGUCCCCACCAUCGUCCUCUGGAGGAACUCCAGGGAGGACUGGCAGUCGUUCACGGGCCUCCAGGGCUUCCAGGGUGACCGAGGGCUGGCUGGGGACAAGGGAGAAGAGGGUUUCUUGGGAGCCCCUGGACCAGCUGGGGACAAAGGAGAGAAGGGAGUGAAGGGGAUGGCGGGGCUGAAGGGGGUCAUGGGCUUCCAGGGCCCUGCAGGGCCAGAGGGCCAGCCUGGCCAGCCGGGACCCGUGGGAUGCCGAGGCAUCAAUGGCUCUCAGGGGGAAAUGGGUCCUCCUGGGAUGCCCGGCCCCCGCGGCCCCAAGGGUCCCCAGGGCUUGCAGGGCAGACGUGGCCCCCCUGGCCCCAGGGGCUCUCAGGGUUUUCUUGGCCUGCCAGGUGCAAAAGGCCCCCAAGGAGAGCGGGGCUGCCGAGGUCCGGGUGGAGCCAAGGGAGAUUUGGGAGCCAGAGGAGGCAAGGGCCCACGAGGAGCACAGGGAGCAAAAGGCCCCCCAGGAGCCCGGGGCCAGGGGGGCUUGCAGGGCUUCCCUGGCCCCCGAGGGGCAGCAGGGCCACGGGGACCAGACGGAGAAGAAGGUCAGAUUGGCCCUGCAGGGCUGAACAGCAGCGAGGGACCCAAGGGAUGCCAAGGACCUGAUGGCCCCAAGGGAAGCCCAGGACCCCGGGGAGCCCGGGGCCGUGUGGGGCAGCGUGGGCUGGUUGGAGUCCCUGGACUGCCUGGCUCGCGUGGCGUGCCAGGAGCAGAGGGCACAGAAGGAAAGCCUGGUACACAGGGCCACCCAGGGAUCUUGGGCAGCCCAGGCAGGAGGGGACCACUGGGAUUUGCUGGUUUGCCAGGGGGCCGUGGGCAUGCUGGAACUCCUGGAUCCAUAGGCUCUUCAGGAAAGCCUGGACCUGAUGGAGACCCGGGUUCCUUGGGCCCAAAGGGGCUGCCUGGGAAGCCUGGUCUGGAGGGGCCACAAGGACCUGUGGGCACCUAUGGCUAUCCAGGACCUGCUGGAGACCGCGGGAGGUUGGGACGCAGGGGAGACAAGGGAGAAAGGGGAGCUCAAGGCCCACCAGGAUUUCCAGGAAAAGCUGGUCCAAAGGCCCUGCCAGGUCCCCCUGGUCCUCGUGGUGCUCCUGGCUCCCAGGGCAGAACAGGUGACCCAGGACCUCGAGGGCUCCCAGGGCUGCCUGGUGUUCCUGGCACGAGAGGGCAGGAUGGCAUUCCCGGGAAGCCUGGCUUGGGUGGAGAAAGAGGAGCUCCUGGAGCAGCUGGUGCUGCUGGCCCGGCCGGGUACCCGGGCCGGGAAGGUCCACAUGGAUACAAAGGGCCUGCAGGGAUGAGAGGAGAGAAGGGUGAGGUGGGAGAUCCCGGGGGAGCCGGAGUCCGUGGGCUGGAUGGGGAGCAGGGACCACCAGGACCACCAGGAGCAGAGGGUCAGCGGGGGCCCAAGGGUGAGCAGGGAGAGGCAGGAACCCGUGGAGCUCCAGGCAUCAGAGGGAGCCCUGGGGAGCCAGGGGACGAGGGGACAGAGGGGCCACCGGGACGGCCUGGGAUGCAAGGCAAGGAGGGUGACACUGGUGACAUUGGAGACCCGGGUGAGCCAGGACUGCGGGGACGGAAGCAGGGCAAUGCUGGCCCCAGGGGCCUUCCUGGAAUUCCUGGUCCAGGAGCUGCCAUGGGGGAAAUUGGAGGGAAAGGCCAGAAGGGAGAGAAGGGCCGAGAAGGUUUGCUGGGCCAGGGCGGUGUCACCGGAGCUGCAGGACCUGCUGGAGCCAGAGGAUGGUUUGGGGGGACAGGACUGCGGGGUCCUCCUGGGCUCGAUGGUCCCGAGGGACAGAAGGGAGAUCCAGGACCACGAGGUGUGGAUGGACCUGCUGGGGCUGCAGGAUUCGAGGGACUGGCUGGAGAUGAUGGAGCAAAGGGAGAUAGUGGCAAGCCCGGCCCAGUGGGCUCGCAGGGGGCUCAGGGGCUGGCAGGUGCCCCUGGGCUCCGGGGCUACACCGGGCAUGAGGGAGCCAGAGGAGUGACGGGCACCAAGGGCCAGCCAGGCCGGCAGGGGACUCUCGGGCCACCGGGUGAAGCUGGAGUCACUGGUCUGAGUGGCACCGAGGGCCUGGUGGGUGCAAAAGGGGAGCCAGGCAAGCCAGGAAAACCAGGACAAAUGGGGUCUCCUGGACAAGCUGGUCCUAAAGGAUGGAAAGGCCGCAAAGGAGAUAAGGGUGACCCAGGGCAGGAAGGGGACCCAGGGGUCCCAGGAGAAGCUGGCAGACGGGGCAAGCGAGGCAAGAUGGGCCAGCAGCCCCCACGGGGUCCCUGGGGACACAAGGGCUACCCAGGUGACAAAGGACUUCCAGGACCCCAAGGCCCCCAGGGACCCUAUGGCAUCCCGGGGCUGAAGGGCAUCAAAGGAGACCCUGGACCCAAAGGACACAAGGGCGAGAAGGGCAGCAAGGGUGACCUUGGCCAGCAAGGGGACGAUGGCUUCAAGGGCAAGCCAGGACCCCACGGUAUUCCUGGGAGGCCAGGACCCAAGGGAAAGCAGGGUGACACUGGACCCCCUGGCCCACGGGGACACCCUGGAAUCCCCGGGACACCGGGCUUGUCUGGACCCAAAGGGCUCAGAGGCUUCCCGGGCCUGCCAGGCCCCAGGGGCACACCGGGAAUGCCGGGUCUGGCUGGCCCCCCUGGUCCCAGCGGGCCUGCACUGGUGCUGUCCCAGGAGGAGCUGCAGCACCUCAUUUAUUCCUCCAACCACCUGAAUUACACCGUGGUCUGGGCUCUGCUGGACACCCUGAGCCGGGAGCUCCAAGCCCUCGUGGAGCAUCCCAAUGGCACCAAAACCAACCCGGCCACCACCUGCAAGGAGCUGCUGCUGGCCCACCCCGGCCUGCCCGACGGGCAAUACUACAUCGACCCCAACCAGGGCAGCCCCCAGGAUGCACUGCUGGCCUUCUGCAACUUCACAGCUGGGGGGGAGACCUGCAUAGCCCCUGUCCACAACCAGGUCCCCAUCAAGGCUUGGCUGAGCACCUACAGCUCUGAGAACACCUUUGAGUGGUUCAGCACCCUGCCCGGGGGCUUCCUGCUGGAAUACUCGGGGGCCAGCCCGGUGCAGCUGCGCUUCCUGCGCCUGCACAGCCAGCGCGCCGCGCAGAAGGUCUCGUACUCCUGCAGAGCGACCCCCGAGCGCGGCCGGCCCCAGCCCCGCAAGGAAAUCCGCUUCCUGGCCGACUCCCGCGAUCACAGCUAUGCUGCCAGCCUGCAGGGCUGCCUGCUGGACAACGAGUCCUCCAUCACCGACACCAUCUUCCAGUUCAGCACGGAGGAGCUGUGGCUGCUGCCCCUGCGGGACCUGGCUGUCUUCCACAACGGCGACACCUCGCACCAGUUUGGUUUCACAGUCGGACCAGUUUGCUUCAGCUGAAAGUGGUGCCACCCAAACCGAGCCAGCCGGUUCUGUCCCCACCCAGGAGCCAUCCCAAUGGGGACAAGUGGGUGCUGGGGGUGGUACCUGCCCCACAAAGCUGCUGGUUCUCU